UCCUCAAAUUUUGCCGUGGAACAAUUGAAACAAUUUAGUUUUAAAGACUAGACCAUGAAUUCAUUUAGGAAAUUUGACAAUGUUAGAGAGGAAAUGGAAAAAAUCAAACGAGGGUUUCAAAACCGCCAUCUUGGCAUGAGAGAAGAAAACGGCGAAAGUGUAAGCAUCAAGGUGGACUGUGGGGUUAACUUGUCCAACGGAAAGAACUUUUCCACAAGACAGCCGAUAGCUGGGCGAAACACCAGGGCAGAUAAAAAAAAAUCCCUUUGCCAGUUUAGCCUACCAGAAAUACGAUAAAUACGAUGAGAUCUUGGCCAAGUGCCAAAGAGACGGCAUACUGUUUGAAGAUCCCGAGUUCGAAGCUGUGGAUACUUCAAUUUUCUUCAGUAGUGCUUCUUCUCAACAAUAUGAAUGGAAGCGUCCUGGUGAAAUCUGUGACAACCCGCAAUGGAUCUCCCAAGGUGCCAGUAGAUUUGAUGUACGUCAAGGGAAUUUAGGUGCCUGCUGGCUCCUGGCUGCUGUUGCCUCUCUCACCUGCAACCCAAAGUUGUUUGAAAAUGUGGUGGACUCUCGACAAUCUUUUACAGAUAACUAUUGUGGUAUUUUUAAGUGAAUGGCAGGAAGUGGUUGUGGAUGACAGGUUGCCAACUUACAGAAACCAAUUGGUAUACAUGUACUCUUCAGAGAAAAAUGAAUUCUGGAGUUCUCUUUUGGAGAAAGCUUAUGCCAAGUUGAUGGGCUCCUAUGAAUCUCUGAAUGGUGGACUCGCUAUUGAGGCUAUGGAAGACUUCACUGGUGGUGUGACUGAAAUGUUUGAAAUACGGAAGACACCACCUAACCUUCUCAACAUCAUGUUGAAAGCUAAUGAGCGUGGCUCCCUCAUGGGAUGCUCUAUAGAUGCUGAUCGAAAUAGAAAAGAAAAAGAACUACCAAAUGGUCUUAUCACGAGGCAUGCUUACAGUGUUACCAGUGUUGUAAUGGUUGACAUCCAGACAGUCAGUGGGAAAGAUAAGGUACCUCUGGUAAGAGUUCGCAACCCUUGGGGCUAUGGCAAAGAAUGGAAAGGUGCUUGGUCUGAUGGGUCAAGAGAGUGGUCUUUGCUAAGUGAAGAUGAAAAAAGAGAGCAUGGAAUUACAUUUUCAGAUGAUGGAGAAUUUUGGAUGUCUUUCCAAGACUUCACUGCCAACUUUCAAAAACUUGAAAUCUGUAACUUGGGUCCAGACUCUCUAGAUGAAGAAGAUUUGUCUAACAAGAAGAAAUGGGAAUGUUACAAGGAACAUGAUGCCUGGAUAAAGAGAGUCAAUGCUGGGGGAUGCAGAAACAGUUUAGAUACUUUUUGGACCAACCCUCAGUUCCGUAUGACAUUGACUGAUGUUGAUGAUGAUGAUAAUGAUGAUAUGUGCACAGUCAUUGUGGCUGUUUUACAGAAGGACAGGCGUAAGGAAGGUUUGGAUCUACUGCAAAUUGGUUUUGAAAUCUACAAGCUUGAAGAUCCCAACUGUGGACCACUAGAUUUGAACUUCUUUAAAUACAAUAACUCAGUGGCCCAUUGCCCAAAAUUUAUUAACAGAAGAGAAAUAUGUGGCAGAUUUAAGCUGCCUCCAGGCUCAUAUGCAAUCAUACCAUCUACAUAUGAACCUCAUUAUGAAGGAGAGUUUUUGCUAAGAAUUUUUACUGAAAAAGCAAAUGUCUCUGGAGAGAUUGAUGAACAAACUAGUCUUGAUGAUGAUGUUACAGGAAAUAAGUUGCCCGAUGUACCUAAGGAAUAUACUGAGCCAACAGAUCAGGAAAGAGCCCAAGCUGAUGCUCUUAAACAAAGCUUCAAAUAUAUUGCUGGUGAAGACAUGGAAAUUGAUGCUUAUGAGUUACAGGAAUUACUCAAUAAUGUUUUUGGAAAAGAAUUCCCAUUUCCUGGAUUUGGUGUUGAUACAUGCAGAAGUAUGGUGGCCAUGCAUGAUGGUGACCUAUCUGGAAAACUUGGCUAUGAUGAGUUUAAAAAUCUUUGGGAAGAUCUGAGAAGAUGGAAAGGUGUGUUCAAAGAGUUUGAUAAGGACAAGAGUGGUAAUUUGUCGUCAUAUGAGCUCAGGAAUGCUCUAAAUCAUGUUGGUUUCCACAUCAGCAAUAGAACAUUUAAAUCAUUGGUCAUGCGUUAUAGCAAUAAAAAUGGCCAGGUAGACUUUGGAGAUUUUAUCAUGUGUGCCAUCAGGUUGAAGACAAUGCUCACUUCUUUCAGAGGUCAUGAUCCACAGAACAGAGGUUUUGCACCUUAUGAUAUUGACAGCUUUAUUCAAAUCACAAUGUAUUCCUAAAAAAAAACUCAAGAAUUUGUCAUCAAUAAAAUGUUCCGAGAUGAUUUACUACAACAAGAAUUUGGUGUCUUUAACUGAGUUUUAUUUAUGUGUUUUUAAGACAAAGUGUACAUUUCUUUAUAUCUCAAUGAAUCUACUAAAAGUUUAUCUUCUCAUUUUUCAUAAUUGCCAAUAUAUAUAUAUACUUUCUCAAACAAUUUUAUUUGAAAAUAUAGCUUGAGAAAGUGAAGGGUUUAAUAUUUUAAACUGUAUUGCCUAAUUUAUAGCUGGAACUGAAAUGUCUGUUGAAAAGUAAAUAUUUUAAUUGACCUAAUUUGAAUUGUUAGUAGAUGUUUAAAACCAUAUACAGCUCAAUAGUUAUGUUUGGUUUGAAUGAUGAACAUUUACUGUGUUACUAAAUGAGUUUAUUGCUUAGAUCAGGUUAAAGUCAAAGCUAGAUAUGGUAAUUCUAUAUUUAAACUUACAAACAUUAAAGUCUUUUUCUAGAUUUUUUAUUUCAUAUUUCUAAAUAGUUUUCUCUAUUAAAAGCUUGUAAAGGAUAUAGAUCUAUUUCCUAAAAUCUUUCCUUUGAUUAGACAGGAAAAGGGAUAAAACAUUAAAAUCAAGAAUUACUUUGGAAAUAUCAAUAAUUUUGAUUGUAUUUUCUGUACACAGUUUAUAUACAACAAAUGUUGUUUUUUUAAAUUUUAUUUUAUGAGGUUUCAUCUAAUUUUUACAACUUGUUAUCAUCUUCACAAUUUAAAUGGACUUUUAUUCAAUGAUUUUAUUGUUGCGAAAAAAUAUAUUUAACUUAUAGUGAAAUAACUAUUGUCUAAGACUUUGCGUUUCUGUAUAAUGUUCUAAUAAAUAUAUAUAUAUAACAUUGAAUCUUUUUUUUUUUUUAAUAUUGAAAUAUCUAACUCUCUAGAUGUGCAUCUUUUUUUUAUUUUAACGUGUCAUUCACUAUUUCAAACAACAAGAAAACUUUAUCAGCAUAUUAAAAAAAGCAUUUUGUAUAUUUGAUAUUACUGAAACUUCUUCUUCUUAUAUAAUACAGACGUUACUUCAAAAAAGAAGAUGAUUACGUCCUACGCGUCAUGCAUUUAGUCAUGCAUAUUAACCAAUGACUUAAAUUCUGCCAAGUCACUGGUUUUCCUGGCUAGCUCAGGCAACCCAUUCCAUGCUCUAAUAGCACUAGGGAAGAAGGAGUAUUUGUACAAAUUUGUCCUAGCAUAUGGGACGAGGAAUGUGCCUUUAUCUUUGUGUCUUUCAGAGUAUUUUAUUAAAUUUUGUUUUUGUAUUUGAAGAUUAUGGUUCAGUGUUUUAUGUAUUAUUGCUACUUUACUUUUGAGCCUUCUGUCCUGAAGGCUUUCUAAAUUUAGUGAUUUUACUAAAGGUGUUACUCUAGUCAAAUGUGAAUAUUCUUUUGUUAUGAAUCGCACUGCUCUAUUUUGUGUCUGUUCUAGUUUCUUAAUGUUUUCUUGAGUUGAGGGGUCCCAAAUGGAGGAUGCAUAUUCUAUUAUUGGCCUAACCAAGGUUAAAUAACAUUUUAGUUUUAUGUUCUUAUUUGAUUUAUAGAAAUUUCUUUUAAUAAAUCCUAAUGCUUUGUUUGAUUUUUUUGUAGUUUCAUCAAUAUGUGGAUUCCAUGACAGUUUUUCAUUUAUUAUAACACCUAGGUAGCUUCUGCAACUGAGUUGGUUCCAAAUGUAAUGCGAUGCGUUCCUUUGGAUCACAUCAGCAAGGUCGAGAGAGGGAUCAUGACGCAUGGGCCACCCAUGACCCCUUUAUCCAAGGCCCAGGAAUGCGCCCCGGAGAGGAAACUCUGGUGCUGCUGCAAAGCGGCUAAAACAACACGGGAGAUAUAUAUAGAGAUUGAUACAGAGAAACAAGAUGGACAUACCUGAUUAAAUUCUGGAGGGUCAACAGAUGAGCCAGCAUCUCCACCACAAUGGAAACAAACAAUCUGUUCUACCAACUGUUUCUUCUUGUCUAUCAUGCCAUCGCUUGGGACAUCUGAGAGAAAACAUCGCAAGAGUUAUUGACCUUCAAAUGAUAGGAGAUAGGAGCAAUUAAUAAUUUGGUCUGUGUGAAUAUGCUAACAAAAUUUCAAGUCAACCCUUAACUAAUUAAAACACAAUUGAUUCAUGUUGAUCAAAUUUAGUAUGAAUAUGUUUCUACAGCAGCACAAGGGAAUUCAGAGGGAAGAUGUUCAUCAUUUGUAUUGCUUCUUUUUUUAUUGCAUUAGAAACCAAUCAGUCUAUAUUACAUUUUGUAUCAUUGAGUAUCAAACUAAAGUGUCAAGCUGUUAAGUGUGUUAUUACUGAGUAUCAAACUUAAGUGUCCAGCUGUUAAGUGUGUUAUUACUGAGUAUCAAACUUAAGUGUCCAGCUGUUAAGUGUGUUAUUACUGGGUAUCAAACUAAAGUGUCCAGCUGUAGGGUAAUGUUAAAAUAAUUAAAACCAGUACAACUCCUAUUGCGAUACAUUGCAUUGUUUACGGAACUAAAAAUGCAGUAAGAUGCACUAGGAGGUUGUCAGUACUUUUUUAAACUUUUGUAAAAGAAAAUAAUAUGAUUUUUUUAAAACUAAAAACUGUCUAUAGCCUUUUUUUUUUACUGAAAAUUUGUUGAAAGUAAGUGCCUAUAUUACAGUGUCAGUUGCCUAGCAACCAAAGCUCAAAGGGAUUCAUUAAUAUCUAAAUUAAUCUAAAAUGACCUUGUAAAGUGUAUAGGAUCUACCUGGGAAAUGAGUGUUUAAGAAAGUUUUUUUGGUGCUAUAAGUAUUAAAAGUAUGUAUAUUGAUAAUUAGACAUUGAUCUAUUUUUAAUGUUGUUUUGUUUUUGCAUUACAUUAAUAAUAAUAAAAUGUUUCAUUUAGA
Messenger RNA from Biomphalaria glabrata, 5164 nucleotides. Its product is annotated as calpain-B-like. The coding region runs from base 558 to 2309 and encodes 583 amino acids. The record is from RefSeq and is a predicted model, not a curated record. Gene Ontology annotation, cellular component: cytoplasm. Lineage: Eukaryota; Metazoa; Mollusca; Gastropoda; Planorbidae. The transcript is spliced from 22 exons. Gene Ontology annotation, biological process: proteolysis. Gene Ontology annotation, molecular function: calcium ion binding; calcium-dependent cysteine-type endopeptidase activity.